GGUCUACAGCCCGCCCCUGCCUCGGAGGUUCUUGGUGAAGGUUGGGACCCAGAGUGUCUCCGCCCCGCCUGUGCAGCUAGGAGUGUGCUUUGGGGAGGAUAGGGGCAGGCUAAGGAAGACAAGGACCCCGAGUCGUGCCUCUGUUUGCCUACCCCCUCCUGCCCCAGGCCUUGGGCUGCCCCAGCCCAGGGUGUUUUUUCCUUGUCCCUCUCACCACCCGACCCUGGCCCAACAUGAUAUUGACUAAAGCCCAGUACGACGAGAUAGCCCAGUGCCUAGUGUCUGUACCGCCCACCAGGCAGAGCCUGAGGAAGCUGAAGCAGAGGUUCCCCAGUCAAUCGCAGGCCACUCUGCUGAGUAUCUUCUCCCAGGAGUACCAGAAACAUAUUAAAAGAACACAUGGCAAACAUCAUACUUUGGAGGCGAUUGAAAAUUAUUACCAGAGGUACCUGAAUGGAGUGGUGAAAAAUGGAGCUGCCCCAGUGCUCCUGGAGCUGGCCAAUGAGGUGGAGUAUGCACCCUCAUUAAUGGCUCGGAUUAUAUUGGAGAGGUUUCUACAAGAACAUGAUGAAACUCCACCCUCCAAGUCUGUUAUAAAUAGUAUGCUACGGGACCCUUCUCAGAUUCCAGAUGGAGUUCUAGCAAAUCAGGUCUAUCAGUGCAUUGUGAACGACUGCUGUUAUGGACCACUGGUGGACUGCAUCAAACAUGCCAUUGGUCAUGAGCAUGAAGUCUUGCUAAGAGACUUGCUUCUGGAGAAAAACCUGUCCUUCCUAGAUGAAGAUCAGCUCCGUGCAAAGGGUUAUGACAAAACACCAGAUUUUAUUUUACAAGUACCAGUUGUAAUGCUUUGUCCCUUAGCUGUAGAAGGGCACAUAAUUCACUGGAUUGAAAGCAAAGCCUCAUUUGGUGAUGAAUGUAGCCACCACGCCUACCUGCAUGACCAGUUCUGGAGCUACUGGAAUAGCCUUUGUCCUUCACCUGGAUUUAUCCGGAACUGUCUCUUGUCAGGCAAAGAUGAUGGGAAGUGCCCUAGUGAUUGCAAAGCCAAGCAAAUUUUGGGCCCACCAUAUAUAAAUUUCCCAGGGCUUCAUCUCUUGGGACUCUUUGGUACAUGAUUUCUUCUUUGAACAUCUGCAGAGAAAUGACCCCAAUACAGGGUUGACGAAGGUCUGAAGAAGGAGUAGAAUCAAAAUCUAGAGUUCUGUCUUAGAAAUAACAAGUUGGAGAUGCCUACCACAACAUAACCAAGUGGAAAUGUCAAGUUCCUGAUCAAAUAUCAACUCUGAACAUCAGAAGGAACCCUAUCCCGGAGAGGUGAAUCUGGAAAUCACUGUAUAUGAAGGGCCAAGAAGAACGUGUAGGAAAAGAAAUUGGUCUUGCCGUUACAAUGGGCUUGGAAGUUCAGAGUAUAUUAUUUAAUCCAAGAAAGCAGAACAGCUUUGAACAUAAACUACUUCAACAAUUUCUCUUAUGAAUGAGGUAAGAUGAGAAGAAAAUACAGUCCUCAUGAAACCCCUGAAGAACUCUCUGCUCUCUUCAACUCUGGUGAGCAGUUACGUAUGAAUGAUUGUGAACUUUAAUGUCUCUUCCACCUCUUUUCCAUUUGCUUUGUAAUAAUAACUAACUUCCCCUAUGUAGCUAUCGGCUUUCCAACUGAUAUGUCCCCAAAUGAAGAACAUGUGUAACAAAUAUUUGUCAUUGCUACAAUUAAAGCAGUGCUCUGUACAUAAAAGACAUUCAAUAUGUGUGUGCAUCCCUUAGGGGAACCAGGAGGAUUGUUCUCCAAUAAGGAGAAGAGUUUCUUGUCCUGGGGAAAACAGUAGGAUGAAAUGGGAUAUUGCAAUUAUUGACCCUUUUGUUCUGGAACAACAUCCUACUUUUUUUUUUUUUUAACUAAAUUACCUAGAAACAAGACAACGCUAUAAAUUAUUCAAAUGAAAUGACAAAUUCAAAAGGUCAGUGCCACUUCUUCACUGGGAACUAAAUCUGUUUGGCACAAUAGGAGCUUGAGAAGUUACUCAUUAGUAGAGAUUUGAUUUAAUUUUUUUUUUCAAAGAAUCCUGAUUAUCAUAAACUGAUGGGCAGGAGACUCUAUGGAUCAAUGCACUCUGCUAUUCCAUGUCAGGUCAAAUUCAGAACAGAGCAGCAGCUCUCAUCACCUACACUCAUUCACUCAACAAACAUUCACUGAGUGUCUCUCACGGGCCAGGUACACGUCAAUAAGGCUUAUCCUCAAUUCCCAAGUAACUCAGAGUAUGUUCACGGUCUGGUAAGAUGUUACUGCCUGGGAAUGGUACAUAGGGCAAAAGCAAGGUUUUCUCCAAAGCAGAACUUAUUUAGUUAGGAACCUUUCAAAUGUUUCAUAUAAAAACCCAAUUCAUAGCUGUUAUGGUUUAUAUCUAGCUCUCCCCCCAAAGCCUCAAGCGCCCAUAGGUGGGGCUUUCGGGGAGUGAUGGGAUCAUGAGGCACGAUGCUCAUGUGCACAUUAAUCCACUGUGUGUGAUGUUGCGAGUGUGAUGCUUUGAUGGUGGGAGGCAGUGGGGCACUGGGGCAUGGUCUGGGAGGCUCUGCCUCCCUUCUCGCUCCUCCUGUGAUCUCUCUGUGCUUCCUGUCUACCAUGACAUGAGCAGCCUUUCCUCUGCAGUGCCCCUCUUCCAUCUGCCUUGAAACCGAUGGACAGUGGACUGAAACGUUUACAAACUGUGAGCCAAAUAAACCUCUCCCCUUUUAAGUUGUGGGUUAUGUAGCAUUGUGUUCCAGCAAUGAGAAAAGUGACUAAGACAGUAGCUAAAUACUGUGUGACUAAAGGAAGAUUCCUCCCAGCCUAAGACUCAUGAUGAUGACAUAUGUCACAAGCAGCAGCUUGUUCCAGCGAUGUUGAAAUAUCCAGAGAAAGAAUACCUUUCAGAAGAGCAGUGAUCGAAACAGAAGUUGCAAGAAUAAGAAACAGAGGGAAGCAAUGGGCAGUGCACAUCCAGCAUGGGCAGAAUUCAGGAAGAAAGUCUCUCUCGUGGAAGUGAGGCAUUGGGUUAGCAAGGCCAAUUAAAUUGGAAUCGUACACUAAUCGUAUUCCAGUUCUAUACACAUCAAGCAUAUUUCUCAUUACAUUUUGGAUUCUCACUUAUAUUUCUCUUUGCCUGUGAGAAAGCAAAUCAACCUCGUAUCUAUGCUUUUUGAAGAGUCUUGCUAUGUUGCCCAGACUGGUCUCAAACUCCUGUGUUCCAGUGAUGCUCCUGCCUCCACCUCUAGCUGGGACUGUAGGCACACACCACUGGGUCCAGCUUAUAUUUUGUAUUUUUAAUUAAGUAAAUUGGAAUUUUAGUUUACAUAUAAGAUGAAUGUGUGCUUGGCUUCUGUGACUCUGAGUGUUGAAUAGUUUGAAUUUCAGAGCUUGCACCGAGGUAAAUGCCAAACUGGGAGGUUCUUUGUCAACCAGCCAGCUUCUCCAAGUGAUACCCUAUCCAGGGCAUAGUUGUACUUUCAAGCCCCAACAGAAUUCCCUAGAGAUGCUAAAUCUUGCCAUGCCUGUUAGUAAUACUUCUUUGUCUUUGACAUUUUCUUUUUUCCUUAGUGGGUAAUCUUUUUUCUAUUUGGGGUUUUUCUAGGCAUGAAUGGAGAAAAAUGGUUAUAAUUUCUGUUUCAAGUUAAGAUAUUUUUCCUACAAGUCAGGAAGGGAUUUCAUGCCUGACAUACAGAUCCUUAGGCCCAGGAUGCCAGGUGCUAUAUAUUUCUGCUAAUACUGGUGACAGUCAUUAUGUUCUUACUCUAAGAACCUGGAGAUAAGUAGCAGCAGGAGUUUAUGACAUUCCUCCAUGCAGAGGUUAAAAACAUGAAUAGGACAUCUCCAUAUGAUAGGUGAUAGGUUACAUAAACCUAAGACAACGGAGACAAACCAGCCUAUAUCUUUAGAUUUGUGAGUUUUUCUAAUGAAGGCUGUAAGAUGUUAAUUACUACAAAAAAAAUGCCUUUUGAUUGCUUUCCUUUGCUCCUGAUUAAAAAGAAAGCAAAACUGUAACACAGUUCUUAAAUUUUAAACUGUAUCAUAACUGUUAAUGCUUUUUUAACAAUUCAGUUGAUCACUGCAGGCAAAUGGGUUUCUCAUUCAUAAAUUCUCUGAUUGUCAAAACAGUGUACAUGAUCGUUUAUCACAAUGUAAUAUAUCUUAGAAAACAAUCAUAACAUAAAGAAGACUUUAUGUUAAGGACAGCCUAUUUGGAUAUAUUUUAAAAGCAAGCCUCAAUUGGCUGUUUACUGAUUUCUUGCUGUGAGCAACAUAGCAUUUUCUUUUGGAAGCGUUUAAGAUUUUAGUUGCUCCGUGGUGUUGUAUCUGAGUUUCUGAACUGUCUCCCUCCCUCCCUCCCUUCCUUGC
Molecule: messenger RNA, 4372 nt
Organism: Heterocephalus glaber (naked mole-rat)
Lineage: Eukaryota; Metazoa; Chordata; Mammalia; Rodentia; Bathyergidae
Source: RefSeq, a predicted model, not a curated record